AUGCGAGUAAUUCAUGAGCCUGCUUCGACCCAACACAGCUUGCCCCAAAUUGAGAUAGAAAAGGACCGAUACCCUGAAGGUGGGCUGAAAGCAUGGUCUGUUGUCCUAGGGGCCUGGUGCGCCAUGAUUCCCUCCAUGGGGCUUUUGAAUAGCCUGGGAACUCUGCAGGCAUGGACAAGUACGCAUCAACUGAACGAUUAUUCGGAAUCAAGUAUCGGUUGGAUAUUUGGAGCCUAUACCUUUUUCCUCUUUGUAGGAGGAGCUCAAUUUGGUAGGCAUAUGUUCAAUUGGGAUCGUACUUUCGUUAGUAUUCUUGAGUUUCAGCCAAGGUGUGUUUCCGAUGCUUCGUCAUAUUCCCUCGUUAUCAUGAUAUGCUCAACCUACACCAUGCACAUUGUACUGGGCGGUAUAUCAGCGAGCACCCUCUUUACACCCCCUGUGGCUGCCGUUGGCCAUUGGUUUCAUGACAAACGCGGCUGGGCAACAGGCAUUGCGUGUACAGCUGGGGGCAUCGGAGGGUCUGUAUUCCCUCUGAUAAUUCUUUUUGCAGCUCCACGGAUAGGCUUUGCAUGGGCUAUUCGCAUAAUCGCCCUACUUUGUGCACUCUUUUGCUCAAUUGCAUGUCUUACGGUCCGGACUAGACUCCCUCCUAAGAAAGCAGCCACUUUUCUGGAUUUCAAUGCUCUCAUGGAUGUCAAGUACGCAUCUGCGUCCCUAGGCGUCUUUCUGGUCGAAUUUGCCGUUUUCGUUCCUAUCACAUACAUCACAUCCUAUGCUCUUUCUGUUGGCUUUGGUGAUCAGAUGUCAUAUGCACUGCUUAUCUUCCUUAACGUUGGUGCUAUCUUCGGGCGCUUUCUACCUGGAUUGGUCGCUGAUCGAUUUGGUCGGUUUAACGUCAUGACUGUGAAUUGCUUGAUGUGUUCACUACUCACUCUCAUUCUAUGGCUGUCAGGGGACCUUGUCAAUGCCGACAGUCUAGGAAUUCUCAUUAGCUAUGCCGUGCUGUUUGGUUUCUUUUCUGGAGCCGCUAUAAGUAUUGCGCCGGUGUGCAUUUCUCAAGUUUGCGAAAUACAGGACUACGGAAAGAGAGUGGGAACUACUUGGACACUUGUCAGCUUGGGCACUCUCAUCGCUAUACCCGUCGCAGGCGCGAUCCAACAACAUAACAAUGGGGCGUACUACGGAUUGAUUAUUUUUGGGGGUGCUCUUUAUCUUUCUUCUGCCGUUGCAUUUGCUGUUUCUCGGGGUAUAUGCAAGGGAUGGGCCUGGAGAACAGUGUUUUAA
Penicillium daleae is the source of this 1284-nucleotide messenger RNA. RefSeq lists its product as uncharacterized. Gene Ontology annotation, molecular function: transmembrane transporter activity. Gene Ontology annotation, biological process: transmembrane transport. The transcript is spliced from 3 exons. Lineage: Eukaryota; Fungi; Ascomycota; Eurotiomycetes; Eurotiales; Aspergillaceae. Bases 1 to 1284 code for a protein of 427 amino acids. The record is from RefSeq and is a predicted model, not a curated record. Gene Ontology annotation, cellular component: fungal-type vacuole membrane.